AUGGACAUGAGCUCGAGCACCGACAGCACAGAGUGCAAAAUCUCGAUGCUGUUCAACUGGUACACCAUCGACGCAUGUUUUCUCUCAACCGAAUGGCAUAUAAAGAAUAAUGGAAUGUUCGCCGCGACUUGCGUUGGAAUUAUCCUGCUCGUUAUCCUUGUCGAGGCCUUUCGUCGGCUUGGCAAGGAAUACGACAGCUUCCUGACCCGCCAAUGCCAGCGCCAAGCCGCGGUGCUCGCUGCCAAGAAGGAUAAUUGCGUGAGCAGGACCAACACAGUGGGCCUCGGUCUCAAGUUUCGCGUGACGCCUUUGCAGCAACUCGCUCGGGCAUUCCUUCACGCAUUGACAUUCGGGGGUGCAUAUAUCAUCAUGCUGUUGGCGAUGUACUUCAACGUUUACGUUAUUAUUUGCAUUUUCAUCGGUGCCGGUCUGGGCAAGUUUUUUUGCGAUUGGAUGGUUGUUACCGUCGGUGUCGAUGCUUUGUAUGAUGAAGUUAAGGGCGUGGAGGAGACUACUGUAUGUUGUGGCUGA
Messenger RNA from Penicillium canariense, 531 nucleotides. Its product is annotated as copper transporter family protein. The record is from RefSeq and is a predicted model, not a curated record. Gene Ontology annotation, cellular component: membrane. The transcript is spliced from 2 exons. Gene Ontology annotation, molecular function: copper ion transmembrane transporter activity. Lineage: Eukaryota; Fungi; Ascomycota; Eurotiomycetes; Eurotiales; Aspergillaceae. The coding region runs from base 1 to 531 and encodes 176 amino acids. Gene Ontology annotation, biological process: copper ion transmembrane transport.